AUGGCCGAGUCGGCCGUUAAUGCCGUGCUUGGAAACUUGAGCCAUCUUGCGGUCCGGGAGAGCACAUUCUUGUGUGCAGUCACCCUUGAAGUGGGGCUCUUGAGAGAUGAGCUAAAGCGGCUGCAGGCCUACCUCAAAGACGCUGACAGCAAAUGGAGGUCAGGAAAUGUAAGAGUUGCUGUCUUGGUGAGCCAGAUCAGAGAUGUGGCGUAUGAGGCUCAGAAUGUCAUCGAAGCUGCAGAUUACAUGGAGAAGAGAAACAGGCUAAAGAGGGGUUUCAUGGGUGCCAUCUCAAGGUAUGCUCGUUUGCCGAGUGACUUGGUCACCCUUCAUAGUGUCGGUGCGAAAAUUCAGAGAGUAAAGAGGAAGCUUACUGAUAUUUUUGCAAGUGCGGCAAAUUUGGAAAUUCAUUUGGGUGACACUUCUGUGGUUGAGGAUGAGUUUCCAACGGAUUUCGGUCAUAUGCACCAAAACUCUGAUGAUGAUAUUUUCAUGGUUGGUUUUGAGGAUGAGCAUAAAGAAAUAGUGGACAAAUUAGUUGACAAUGAGGAAAUGCUUAGUGCUGUGUCCAUAGUUGCCAUGGGUGGAGCAGGGAAAACUACACUCGCAAGAAAAGUAUACACUUCAUCCAGAGUUAAAGAGCACUUCAACACAGUUGCUUGGGUGACUGUAUCUCAAACAUUCAAGGGCAUUGAGUUACUAAAGGAUAUUAUGAAACAAAUAAUAGAGGACAAAGAUGGCUGUGGAGAAAUUGAUAAAAUGGAUGAGUACCAGGUGGGAAAGAAGAUCCAUGAUCUUUUGUUGCAAAAAAGAUACCUAGUAGUUCUCGAUGAUGUCUGGAAGCCAAACACAUGGGAGCAAUUAAACAGAACAGUUAAAGCCUUUCCAGAUGCAACUAAUGGCAGUAGAGUACUGUUAACUACACAAAAAGAGGAUGUUGCAAAUCAUGUCCAGAUGCCAACCCAUGUUCAUCAUUUGAAGAAGUUGGAUGAAACGAGGAGUUGGGAAAUUUUUAGUAGCAUAUCUCUACCAUCAUAUAAAAGGUCUGUUAUAGAUGAUGUGAAUGAGUUUGAAAAACUUGGAAGAAAGCUUGCAGAGAAAUGUGAUGGAUUGCCACUUGCACUUGCAAUAUUGGGUGGUUAUCUGGCGAAGAAUCUAAAUAUAGAAGCAUGGUCAUAUGUACUAUUGGGGUGGGCGUCAAUUGAGGAUUCAAAGAUGAUGCGAGACAUACUAGCUCGCAGUUACAAAGACCUAUCAAGUCAUUAUCUAAGAUCCUGUUUUCUCUAUCUUGCUGCUUUUCCCGAGGAUUUUGUAAUAUCCGUGUCAGAUCUUAUUGAUUUAUGGAUAGCAGAAGGCCUUAUUCCCCAUAUACCAAACCAUAAACCAGAAGAAAUAGCACGCAUGUAUGUAACCGAGUUGGCUCAAAGAAGUCUUGUCCAAGUUGUUGGCAGAAGCAAGGGACACAGAUGGAUUCAGAGAAUACAGCUUCAUGAUAUCUUACGUGAGUGGUGCAUAGAAGAAGCAAGACAAGAUGGUUUUCUUGAUGUCAACACUGAAAUUACAGGCCAAGCUAGUGCAUCAACUUCUAAUACCCAGAAAUUCUAUCGCUCUUCCCUUCAAAACUCCAGUGAUCUGUUUUUACAGACGCUUGAUCUCCGAACUCUCUUUGGCUUUCAAAUUUCAUCGAUACCCAAGAUGAGUUUUCUGAGAGUUCUUCACAUUGAAAGUUCAAGCUUAAGUGGUAUAUGUAGGGUUAUCGAUCUGUGCAUUAACCUUAGAUACCUUAGGUUGAGAAAUUGUUCCCAUUUGAAGCUCACUUCUUCAAUAACAAAACUCAUCUAUCUUCAGACUAUUGAUCUGAGAGGCACAACCACAAAGUCAUCCAUGCCAAAAUCCUUUUGGCAUAUCCCUACUCUAAGGCAUGUUUACCUUAAUGAAGAAUUUUCGCCACCUGCAAGGAAUGUGCGACCAAAUGAUUUCCAGACCUUAUUCAUAGAACUUUGCAGUAAUCGCAUGAUUAAGUUCUUGGGCCAAAUGACUAAACUAACAACCUUAUCCUUGGUACGGACCCAUGAUUUUAAGGGCCUUUUGUGUAUAUUUGGAAGCAUGCCUCACCUAGUUGAUGUUUCCAUCGGUAAUUUCCAAGAUUAUGGGAUGCAUUUCUGUAGUACAAUCAUGAAAGAAGACCCGAUGCCGAUCCUGGAGAAGCUUCCAUGUCUUGUGGUGUUGAAGCUAGAGGGCUAUGUAGGUGAAACCAUGUCCUGCUCUGCCCAAGGAUUUCCUCGAUUGCAAGAGUUAGAACUUAAACAGUUUUCUUGCACUGAGUGGAGCAUGGAGGAUGGAACAAUGACAAAGCUCUCUUACCUGAAGUUUGUUAUGUUUAACAAGAUGAGCCACCUCCCAGAGGGGUUGUUACGCCUACCGUCCCUCAAGUGCCUAGACAUGAUCUAUGUGCCCUCGAUCUCUGGAGAUGACAGCACACUGGUGACACUGCAACAGAAAGGGUGCCAGGUGGAUAUGCAGAAAACAGAACUAAUUAUCACUAUUCCAAGUUUAGUGGUAUCUUCGCCUUCUCAUUAUGCGAGAGGUACAAAUAUCUAA
Molecule: messenger RNA, 2601 nt
Organism: Triticum turgidum subsp. durum (durum wheat)
Lineage: Eukaryota; Viridiplantae; Streptophyta; Magnoliopsida; Poales; Poaceae
Source: the annotation of a GenBank genome assembly